AUGGGUUUCGGUGUAUAUGGUAUUGUGUUUAUGGGUUUUGAUGUAUUUGGUAUAUGUUACCGGUGCUGGUUUGAAGUUUUGGUGGCUGGGUUUCGUCUGGAUUGGGCAGUCUGGUUUUUGGCAGUUGAUAUAGGGCAGUCGGUGCUUGGGUUACUGGUGGGCAGUUGGUGUGAUGUCGCUUGGUUGGGUCGUCACUGGGUUGGUUUGGCGCUGUCGGUUUACAGCUUUGUGGAUGUUGUGUUGCUGCUAAUCGUCGACUGUCUUGAUAUUGACGGCUGCUAA
Molecule: messenger RNA, 282 nt
Organism: Ilex paraguariensis (yerba mate)
Lineage: Eukaryota; Viridiplantae; Streptophyta; Magnoliopsida; Aquifoliales; Aquifoliaceae
Source: the annotation of a GenBank genome assembly